Messenger RNA from Chelmon rostratus (copperband butterflyfish), 472 nucleotides. RefSeq names its product dpy-30 histone methyltransferase complex regulatory subunit (gene dpy30). The transcript has 5 exons. The record is from RefSeq and is a predicted model, not a curated record. Gene Ontology annotation, cellular component: Set1C/COMPASS complex. Bases 44 to 358 code for a protein of 104 amino acids. Lineage: Eukaryota; Metazoa; Chordata; Actinopteri; Chaetodontiformes; Chaetodontidae.
AUCGACGUACGCCAGAUAUCUUGCGUAAAUAUCCACAACAAACAUGGCGGACGAUCACACAGAUGCAGAUCAGUCCAUGGAGGGACACACACCUGUGUCUGAAAACCCUCACGCAGAGUACGGCCUGACGGAAAACAUCCAGAGGACGGUGGAGAACGAGAAGGCGAGCGCAGAGAAGAUCUCGAAGCAGAAGGUGGACCUACAGGCGCUGCCGACCAGAGCGUACCUGGACCAGACGGUGGUCCCGAUCCUGCUGCAGGGCCUGUCGGUGCUCGCCAAGGAACGACCUCCGAACCCCAUCGAGUAUCUGGCAGCGUUCCUGCUGAAGAACAAAUCCCAGUUUGAGGAGAGGAAUUAAACGGAAAGCAUUUCUCACAGUGGAAACUCGUUUCCGCUCGUUUUUGUUCAUGAACUGCUCGACUGUUGUUUUUGUUUUUUUAAUCCAGAAUAAACAUGUUGAUGUCAAACAGGA